Messenger RNA from Pygocentrus nattereri (red-bellied piranha), 3546 nucleotides. It is a transcript of the gene masp1, whose product is annotated as mannan-binding lectin serine peptidase 1. Gene Ontology annotation, biological process: zymogen activation; complement activation. Gene Ontology annotation, cellular component: extracellular region; blood microparticle. The transcript is spliced from 12 exons. Gene Ontology annotation, molecular function: serine-type endopeptidase activity; calcium ion binding. The record is from RefSeq and is a predicted model, not a curated record. The coding region runs from base 128 to 2398 and encodes 756 amino acids. Lineage: Eukaryota; Metazoa; Chordata; Actinopteri; Characiformes; Serrasalmidae.
CACACACACACACAGUGGGGGAGACCGCUUCUUUUGUAAACAGUUGCAAUGUGACGUGCUUGGAAAGCAAGUGAGCACCAGGGUGAAUGCCACUAUACACUCCUCAGCAGCUGAAGUCGGGCUACAGAUGGAUCUCAUGCGCACUCUGCUACCUGCUAUACUCUGUUACUUGUGCAUAAGCCUUGGGGGGGCCCAAACAGUCCUGCUGAAUAACAUGUACGGAAUUGUGCAUUCACCAAACUUUCCUGAGCCGUACCCAAAGGAGAGAGAGAUCCAGUGGAAUAUCAGCGUUCCAGAUGGGUAUCAGAUUCGCCUGUACUUCAUGCACUUUGACAUUGAGCCAUCAUACCUGUGUGAGUACGACUAUGUGAAGGUGUACUCGGAGACAGAGGAGCUGGCAGUGUUUUGUGGCAGAGAGAGCACAGACACGGAACUGGUUCCAGCUGAUGAAGUUCUCUUGUCUCCAGGGAACGUGCUCAGUGUGGCGUUCCGCUCAGACUUUUCCAAUGAGGAGCGGUACUCUGGGUUCGAAGCACAUUACAGUGCAGUAGAUAUUGAUGAGUGUAGGGACAAAAACGAUGAAGAUCUUGCCUGUGACCACUUCUGCCAUAACCACAUUGGUGGCUACUACUGCUCCUGUCGCUAUGGAUACCAACUCCAUUCUGACAACAGAACAUGCAAAGUGGAGUGCAGUGAUAGUGUGUUCACUGAGCAUUCCGGACAGUUUACCAGCGCCGAUUUUCCAAAGCCAUACCCAAAAAGCUCAGACUGCUUAUACCGGAUUGAGCUGGAAAAGGGCUUUCUGGUCAAUCUGGAAUUUGACGAUAGCUUUGACAUAGAGGACCACCCAGAGGUCAUGUGUCCAUAUGACCACAUUAAGGUUCAGGCAGGAGACAGAGAGUUGGGUCCGUUCUGUGGAGAUCGUUCCCCUGGCAGGAUCCAGACUGAAAGUAAUAUUGUAAACAUCUUGUUCCACAGUGACAACUCAGGAGAGAACCUGGGCUGGAAAAUCACCUACACUGCUACAAGCAGUGAGUGUCCAGUACCUAUAGUGCCCCCAAAUGGUCAUUUGGAGCCACUGCAGUCUCAAUACUUCUUCAAAGAGCACAUCACAGUGACCUGUGACCCUGGAUACACACUGCAAAAGGAUGGAGAGAAAUUUGAGCACUUUCAGAUACAGUGCCAGACAGAUGGAGCUUGGAGCAGCAGUGCACCUAUCUGUGAAAUGGUUGACUGUGGUCCUGUAGAUGGAUAUGGAGGAGAUGUGGUGUAUAAUAGCUCCAGUAACAGCACUACCUUUGGGUCCAGGAUUCUGUACAGCUGCAGAAGUUCUCUCAGAGACCACAGUGCGGUUCUCACCAUCAUCAGUCAAAGAGAUGAACCAAGUAUGUAUACGUGUGAUCAGAGUGGUCUGUGGGUGAGAGAGGAUGGAACCACAUUGGCCCUGUGUCAAUCAGAUCUGGGGAACACUAUGCAGUCAAUGUUUGAAUCCCAGCUUCCUAGUCCAACAGCUAAAAUCCAAUCUGCAUGUGGCGAAACCUCUCGACCCUUCCCAUCCCAGCAGAAGCGUAUCGUGGGUGGACGAACUGCAUCUCCUGGUUUGUUCCCCUGGCAGGUGCUCCUCUCUGUAGAAGACGCCUAUCGUGUACCUGAGGGGCGUUGGUUUGGAAGUGGUGCGCUGUUGUCCCCGUCUUGGGUUCUCACAGCUGCUCAUGUGCUCCGCUCUCAGCGCAGGGACUCCUCCAUCGUGCCUGUCGCCCAUGAACAUGUACGUGUCACCGUGGGGCUUACAGAUGUCCGUGACAAACAGCUGGCCCUCAACCAUUCAGUGGAGAGGCUUGUCCUGCACCCACACUUUGACCCACGUAACUAUGACAAUGACAUCGCUCUGGUCAAACUCAGCCAGGAAGUGGUACUGAACGAGGUAGUGAGGCCUGUGUGUCUGCCCCCACCGUGGGUCAGAGGACAGGCUCUCACUCCACUGCCCAGCAUGCUAGGUGUGGUUGCUGGAUGGGGGAUCAACACAGCCAAUGCUUCUGUUUCAGACAUUGGGCUGACCUCAGACCCUGGUGUUGUGUCUGAGAUGUUGCAGUAUGUGAAGUUACCCGUUGUGCCACAGGAGGAGUGCGAAGCCAGCUAUGCAUCACGCUCGGUUAACUAUAACAUCACUGACAACAUGUUCUGUGCCGGUUUCUACGAAGGAGGCCGUGACACCUGUUUAGGGGACAGCGGAGGGGCAUUUGUAAUUGAGGAUCCCCACAGUGGGAGAUGGGUAGUGCAGGGGCUUGUGUCCUGGGGUGGCCCAGAGGAGUGUGGGAGUCAGCGGGUGUACGGGGUGUAUACCCGAGUGGCAAACUACGCCCUCUGGCUGCACACACAGAUGGACUCAGAGCGCUGAUGGUAAGGGAAGGAGGGAUGAUUGACAUUUGGAGGGAUUGACAUUUCCAUUCGAUCCUACCUUUCUUGUGCAUUCUUAUUCAUUGUCCAUUAGGAUUGGGAGGUAUCCAUGCUUUUUACCAUCAAACUGUGCCCAAAUAUUACUCCAGUGUAAGCUAUUAUUAGUACAUGAGAUGAAGAAGAUGCAAAAAUAAAACAGGGGCUCCCAUAGUUUUCUUUUUCUUUUAAUACACGGAAUGCAAACUGGCUAAAUUGCUCUUAAGUGACACAAUUGAGAAUUGAAUUCCUGGACUAGCAGUUAAACUGCUAGCAGGCGUCAAAUUCAAAAUGAGUGAAUUUUUGCAAAAAACAAUAAAGUUUAUCAGUUUGAACGUUAAACAUCUCGUCUUUGUAGUGUAUUCAGUUGAAUAUAGGUUGAAAAGCAUUUGGAAAAUCAUCGUUUUCUGUUUUUUGUUUAUGCUUUACACAGCGUCCCAACUUCACUGGAAUUGGGGUUGUAAUAACAACUGCCAAGUUGGACAGUAGAACGGUCCUGGCUGUGGCGCUAGUGCUAACUCAGCUAGCAUGAUAACAGUUCCACACAUCAUAUGACAAGUUGUUUGACUUCACUCCCUCAUAUUUGAGACUUUGUCUGCCAAGCUUUUGUCCAUUUUACUUCCAUGUCUACUGUUGUGUGAAGCUGUAUGCCUACUAGCUACGCUAACAUUUGCACCACAGCAAGCACCACUGCAUUGUCCUUGUUUAACACUGUUUAACAUUUGGCAACCUUUAUUGUCCGGUUGAUGGUUUAACAUUGAUAAAAUUCUGAAUUAAAAGUCAUAUACCAUAUUACUAUUAUACCCCCCCCCAACCUGUUCUCACAUAAAUUUCCUGCAUGCCACUUUGCCACACGUCAAAAUAUGGCACUCUUAUUUUUUGAACAUCUUUAUAUUCUAUGUAAUAUUUUGAAUAUAUAUGUUUUUUGUACUCUGUGUUCCCAGUGAUGAACAACUGUAUAAUACCAGAAAUAAGCUGUGACAGUGUGUUCUGCCUCCUGGUUCUUUUUAACUCAUGACACCUUUGAACCGAAUCACAAACAUAAACCAGCUACUUUAUACUAUAAAGGACGUUGCGAGGAAUUUCUUCCAAAUAAAAUCAAUAACACUUGUA